UUUGCUUUUGCUACAUUGUUUUUCCGGUCCAAUUUAUAUUUUUCUUCUUUGAAAACAAGGGAACUCACCGUAGCUUUGUGGCACUAGAAAGUCCACAAUCCGCCUCCUUCGAAAAAAUAAAAAAAAAAAACACAAACGAAAUACCGUAAACUCUCUCAAGAACUAUAACUUGAAGAAGAAGAAGAAGAAGAAGAAGAAAAAGAAGAGGAAAAAUGACGAGUUGUAUGUUAUGUAGGCCAGUGGUUGUGGCCAAACCGAUCCACAACAAAAGCCUCAUAUCGUCGACGAGGGCCGUAAAUGGUGCUGGGUUUGUCGUACCUUGUGGUACAAAUAGGAGUUAUCCGUGUUCUAGGGUUUGUGGCGUGCGUGCGUCAAUGGUAGACUCAUUCGAAAGCUCCUCUAAUUUCGUCAAGCGAAUGGAACGAGUCUGGUUAAUCUCUCAGCAACCAAGUCCAGUUGCUUGUUCAUCUUGCAACUCAAAUGGGAAUAUUGAAUGCAAAUGGUGUGCUGGUACGGGCUUCUUUAUCCUUGGUGAUAACAUGCUCUGUCAAGUCCCUUCCAAAAAUACUACUUGUGUAAUAUGCGCCGGAAAGGGAUCAAUGUGCUGCUCCGAUUGCAAGGGGACUGGUUUUCGUGCCAGGUGGUUAGGGGAGCCUCCUAUAUCCAAAUAGCAGCGUUCUUCAUCAGGCUGUUGAAAGCUCUAAUUCUCGAGGCUGUAAAGGCAUCAUAGCGACUUCUUAUUCAUUGUCUAAUAUCUUAUACGAUGACAGCUGCUUUGACGCUAUACUACGGGUUAAACCUUCAACUGUUUUAACUUCGUAGUUAACAAUUCAUCCCCCAAGACACAAGACAUGAUACUGUAUUCUAUUCAUUAAAUUCUUGGAAUAUAAAAUAAUGUUUUUACAGAUUUAUAAUUUAA
Ziziphus jujuba (common jujube) is the source of this 919-nucleotide messenger RNA. RefSeq lists its product as uncharacterized. The transcript is spliced from 3 exons. The coding region runs from base 213 to 671 and encodes 152 amino acids. Lineage: Eukaryota; Viridiplantae; Streptophyta; Magnoliopsida; Rosales; Rhamnaceae. The record is from RefSeq and is a predicted model, not a curated record.